UCUUUUGUUUUACUAGCACCAUCCAGGAAGUCCGUUUUGACAGACCCAGCUAAAGUCAAGAAGCUGCAGCAGAGCGGUGAGGCCUUCGUACAGGAUGACUCCUGCAUGAACAUUGUCGCACAGCUGCCCAAGUGCCGGGAGUGUCGCUUGGACAGUCUCCGCAAGGAUAAGGAACAACAGAAAGAUUCGCCUGUGUUUUGUCGCUUCUUUCACUUUAGAAGGUUAAAAUUCAACAAACAUGGUGUGUUGCGGGUAGAAGGUUUCUUAACUCCAAACAAGUAUGACAGUGAAGCAAUUGGCUUGUGGUUGCCUAUAAACAAAAACGUGGUGGGGAUCGAUUUGGACACAGCAAAGUAUAUCCUGGCCAACAUUGGAGACCACUUCUGUCAAAUGGUGAUUUCUGAAAAGGAAGCUAUGUCAACUAUUGAGCCACACAGACAGGUUGCUUGGAAGCGAGCUGUCAGAGGUGUUCGAGAAAUGUGCGAUGUGUGUGACACCACCAUCUUCAACCUGCACUGGGUGUGUCCUCGGUGUGGGUUUGGAGUGUGUGUGGAUUGCUACCGGAUGAAGAGGAAAAAUUUCCAGCAGGGUUCUGCCUACAAGACUUUCUCUUGGAUAAGGUGUGUGAAGAGUCAAAUCCAUGAACCAGAGAACCUGAUGCCUACACAGAUCAUCCCUGGAAAAGCCCUCUAUGAAGUUGGAGACAUUGUUCAUUCUGUAAGAGCAAAAUGGGGAAUAAAGGCAAAUUGUCCCUGUUCAAACAGGCAAUUCAAACUCUUUUCCAAGCCAGCCUCAAAGGAUGACAUAAAACAGAUUUCCUUAGCUGGAGAAAAACCGACUCUUGGAACCAUGCUCCAACAGAACCCCUCGGUGGUGGAGCCAGUGGCCAUGGGUGGGGGAGCCGCCUCCAAGCCGGCCAGCAGCAUCAAGCCAGCCUGUCCCAGCAGCACUUCUCCUUUAAACUGGCUGGCCGACCUGACAGGUGGAAAUGUCAACAAGGAAAAUAAGGAAAAACAACCAAUGAUGCCAACUUUAAAGAAUGAAAUCAAAUGCCUUCCACCCCUGCCUCCUUUGAGCAAGUCCAGCACAGUCCUCCAUACCUUUAACAGCACGAUUUUGACACCUGUAAGCAACAACAGUUCUGGUUUCCUCCGAAAUCUCUUGAAUUCCUCUACGGGAAAGACAGAAAAUGGACUCAAGAAUACACCAAAAAUCCUUGAUGACAUCUUUGCCUCUUUAGUGCAAAAUAAGACUUCCUCUGAUUUAUCUAAGAGGCCUCAAGGACUGACGAUCAAGCCCAGCAUUCUGGGCUUUGACACUCCUCACUACUGGCUAUGUGACAAUCGCUUACUGUGCCUGCAAGAUCCCAAUAACAAGAGCAACUGGAAUGUGUUUAGGGAGUGCUGGAAACAAGGGCAGCCAGUGAUGGUGUCAGGAGUGCAUCACAAAUUGAACACUGAACUUUGGAAACCUGAAUCCUUCAGGAAAGAAUUUGGAGGUCAGGAAGUCGACCUAGUUAAUUGCAGGACCAAUGAAAUCAUCACAGGAGCCACAGUAGGAGAUUUCUGGGAUGGAUUUGAAGAUGUUCCAAACCGAUUGAAAAAUGAAAAAGAACCGAUGGUGUUGAAACUUAAGGACUGGCCACCAGGAGAAGAUUUUAGAGAUAUGAUGCCUUCCAGGUUUGAUGAUCUGAUGGCCAACAUUCCACUGCCAGAGUACACACGGAGAGAUGGCAAACUGAACUUGGCCUCUAGGCUGCCAAACUACUUUGUUAGGCCAGAUCUGGGUCCCAAGAUGUAUAAUGCUUACGGAUUAAUUACUCCAGAAGAUCGGAAAUAUGGAACAACAAAUCUUCACUUAGAUGUAUCUGAUGCAGCUAAUGUCAUGGUCUAUGUGGGAAUUCCAAAAGGACAGUGUGACCAAGAAGAAGAAGUCCUUAAAACUAUUCAAGAUGGAGACUCUGAUGAACUCACAAUAAAGCGAUUUAUUGAAGGAAAAGAGAAACCAGGGGCUCUCUGGCACAUAUAUGCUGCUAAGGACACGGAGAAGAUACGAGAAUUCCUUAAAAAGGUAUCAGAAGAGCAAGGUCAAGAAAACCCAGCAGACCAUGAUCCCAUUCAUGAUCAGAGCUGGUAUUUAGACCGAUCCCUAAGGAAGCGUCUUCAUCAAGAGUAUGGAGUUCAAGGCUGGGCUAUUGUACAGUUUCUUGGGGAUGUGGUGUUUAUCCCAGCAGGAGCUCCACAUCAGGUUCAUAACUUAUAUAGCUGUAUCAAAGUGGCUGAAGAUUUUGUUUCCCCAGAGCAUGUGAAACACUGCUUCUGGCUUACUCAGGAAUUCCGUUACCUGUCACAGACCCAUACUAAUCAUGAAGAUAAAUUACAGGUGAAGAAUGUUAUCUACCAUGCAGUCAAAGAUGCAGUUGCUAUGCUGAAGGCUGGGGAAUCCAGCUUCAGCAAACCGAGGGUCCUGGAGACGCCUUGAGCCCUGUGCAUUGGAGGUGAAUACUGGCAGCUGUUCAAACUCUUCAGGCAGGAUUCCUGUGGACUUUGAGAUUCAUGUUACCUCAUCUUUUUUAAACUGUACCUGGUGAGGGUACUGUCUAAUGUAUAUUUCUAGUGUUUACAGACACUAAAUGUGUAUAUGUAGUUACUAUUUACAGAACAUGCAUCCUUCAACUGUGACUUCUCACCUAGUGCAGAACUACCAAGCUGUAAAAAUAAAAACCUCUUCUCAGCUCUGGAACAAUACUCCAGUUAUGACUCUAGCUGUUUGCUUGGACAGCUUAGUCAAAAUGGGUUAAAACUAUUAGGAACAACUGUGCAGUUUAUUUGGGUUGUAUUUUGUUCUGUGUCUGUCUGAGUAUCCCCUCCCCUAACCCUUAGGGUUUAGAAAAGCAACGGAGGAAAUGACAGCUAACAAUGCGAUUCUUGCUCUUUUGAAUCAGGACUGGCAUUAUAUAACAAACCAACUACUGUACAAUUCUUGGGGUUAACCAUCUUUAGUUCAAUGGAAUUUUAAUUUAAAUGGAGCUUUGCUAAUAUUAAGUGUUGAGCAUUUUGCAUUAAAGUAUUCAUAUAAUA
Messenger RNA from Myotis lucifugus (little brown bat), 3080 nucleotides. RefSeq names its product lysine-specific demethylase 3A. Gene Ontology annotation, biological process: regulation of transcription by RNA polymerase II. The transcript has 16 exons. Bases 106 to 2481 code for a protein of 791 amino acids. Gene Ontology annotation, cellular component: histone deacetylase complex; chromatin. Gene Ontology annotation, molecular function: histone H3K9 demethylase activity; chromatin DNA binding; transcription coregulator activity. Lineage: Eukaryota; Metazoa; Chordata; Mammalia; Chiroptera; Vespertilionidae. The record is from RefSeq and is a predicted model, not a curated record.